Trachemys scripta elegans is the source of this 3436-nucleotide messenger RNA. It is a transcript of the gene EXOC3L2, whose product is annotated as exocyst complex component 3 like 2. Bases 18 to 2657 code for a protein of 879 amino acids. Gene Ontology annotation, cellular component: exocyst. NCBI's taxonomy places the organism in Eukaryota, Metazoa, Chordata, Testudines, Emydidae. The transcript is spliced from 11 exons. The record is from RefSeq and is a predicted model, not a curated record. Gene Ontology annotation, biological process: exocytosis; exocyst localization. Gene Ontology annotation, molecular function: SNARE binding.
CCCGGAUAGUGGUGGCCAUGCCGGUCCUUAAGAACCCCUACAAACUGAAGAUGGCCACGGCCAACAGGGCACCGGGCAGCACCGGGGAGCUGAUCCUGGCCCAGGAGAGCAGCACCAACCCCUUCGAGGAGGAUCUGGAGGAGAACUCGGGGGACUCUGUCCUGGGGGAGCAGAACCCCUUCCUGGAGGAGGCAGAGGAGGAGGAUGGUGGCUUUGAACGUGACCUCGUCAAUGGCAGCCUGGACCGGCGCCGGGUGACGCGAGAGAAGCUGGCGGGCCUGUCCCCCUUCCGGCUGGGCAAGGGCAAGAAGGGGGCGGGCAAAGAGAAGGCUCCUGCCGGGGACAAGGGGCCCGACCGGCGCCCCUUCCUGGGCCUCGGGUCCCUGGAGAAGCGGAAGUCGCGGCGCUGCUCCGAGGACUUCCGCCUCCUGCAGCUCUUGAACGGGCGGCGCAGGGAGAGCCAGGGCGGGCCGGAGAGCUCCCCGGCCGAGCGCGAGGGUGUCCCCGACGCCGGGAAGCGAAUGAGCUUCCUCAAGCUGGGCCUGGGGGGCCGGGCGCGCCGGGCCUCGCUGGUGGACAAGCCCAGCCCCACCGAGGCCCCGGAGCCGGCGCUUGCCGCCCAGGAGGUGGAGACCGACGCCAAGGCCCAGGAGCCUCUGUCAGUGUUGGAGAUUCUGAACCUGAUCCAGCAGCGGGACCUGCUGGCGGCCGACAAGCACAUCAUCGAGCUGGAGGUGGAGUGCGGGCGGGAGGGCCCCUCGAGCGGCGAGGCCGGGGCCGGCAGCCGCAAGGCCAAGGACGUGACGCUGCUGUACGAGGCCCUGCUCCAGCAGCUGUGGGCUAUGCUGGCCGAGGCCCUGGCGGCCCGAGGCACCUACCCGGCCCUGGAGCUAAUGGUGCAGGUGAUCGAGCAGGAGGAGGCCGCGGACCGGCGGUGGCUGGAGGCGCAGGGGGGCGGCGCGGGGCCCCGGCCCCGGGCCAUGCGCCGCAGGUGGGCCGAGGCGGUGAAGCGGGCGGUGGGCGAGCGGCUGGGCCAGUGCACGGAGGACAGUGGCGGCCCCCUGGCGGGGCACGUGGAGCGCCUGACCCGCUGCUUGGUGGAGGACCUCAGCGCUGUCAGGACCCACCUGCUGCCGGCGUAUCCCCCCGAGUACCAGGCCCUGGACGUCUAUGCCCGCAGCUACCAUGAGGGGCUGGCCCAGCUGCUGGGCAGCAUCGCCCAGAGGAACCUGUCCAUCGCCGAGCUCUACUUUCUCCUGGACUGGCACAGCAACACCUACCCCAGGGAGGUGCUGGGGCGGCUGGACAUCGCCCCACUGCUCAGUGCCCACGAGCUAGAGCCCCUGCUGCCCCCCGAGACCCGGCGCCGCUUGGAGGAGGCCUGCGUUGCGGCAGUGAAGACCAAGAUCGUGGCAGACAUGAGCCGGGAGCUGCGGGAGGAGGAGCAGCGCUGGGCCCAGGAGCCUGGACGGGACCACAGCCAGCUGGAGCUGUCCAGCCGGGUGAUCUCUGUGCUGAAGGCCCAUGUGGACAAGGCCCCCCGGAUCACGCCGGAGUUCGGGGAGCAGAUAGUGCUCUGCUGUCUGACUGGUCUGGCCGAGUUCCUGCAGAGCUUUCAGAGCAAGGUGGAGCAGUUCCACGAGGGGCCCGGCAAGAGCGGCCCCCCCACCGACAGCUAUGUGGGCAGGACCAUCGCGCUCGUCAACUGCUGCCCCCCCUUCAGGGAAUACGUGGAGCAGCUGGCGCAGUCUGGCCACUCGGAGAGCGAAGCCCCCCAGCGCCAGGCCAGCGCCGCCCUGGACAAGGUGACCCGGCUCUGCAACCAUGUCCUGGCCCAGCAACUCUUCGAGGAGCUCCGGGUACGUGGGGGCAGGCCAGGGCACUCCUGGGACACGGCCUGGGUCUGUCUGAGGGGGGAAGCGUCUGGCAUCAGCAACUGUCAGAGCCAGCCACAGUGCAGUGCGCAGCAGCAUUCCUGGGGGCUCCCCCCGCCCUGGUGGCCCAGCUGGGGGGAGCAGAGCCCCCCCGCGGAGUCCACCCCUCCCCUGCAGGUUGCCCGGCUGAACCUGCCCUGUGGCCCGCAGGUGCUGGUGAACAAAGUGCACCGGUGGGUGCUGCUCCAGUACGUCCGGCCCCUGCUGCAGGUCCGGCUUGUCUGCAGCUCGAACAAGAUGAGAGGCAAGGUGGCGGCCCGGCUGGAGGACGAAGGCCGCCAGCUGCAGGAGCUCUUCGGCCAGCUGAACUCGACCUCGUCCUGGCUGAAUGAAGUGGUGCCUCACCUGGCCGAGAUCCUGCGGCUGGAGGACACUCCUUCCAUCCAGAUGGAGGUGGGGAUGCUGGUGCGGGACUUCCCUGAUGUCCGGAAGAAGCAUGUGGCGGCCCUGCUGGACGUGCGGGGCCUGCGGGGUCAGACGCAGCGCCAGGAGAUCUUGGCUGUGGUGAAAGACCUGGAGCUGAGCAAGGGCGAGGUUCCAGAGUGCCGGGAGCGGACCUUCUUCUCAGAGAUCCCCGCCGCCCGUGAGGUGCGCUGCUUCAGUGGGGCCCUGCCACACCUGCCGCCCGCCUGCCUGGGCUGGCUGCGCUGGGGAUGCCUGGGUCCCGCGCCUGAUACAUGCCAGCCCCAGCCCAGCGAGCAUGAGGCGGACAUCCAGGUGUGAGCCGAGCCAGGACCCAGCCCCUGAGCCGCGCCAGGCCCGGCGCCUUGCGCCAGGGAGCAGCUUCCUGUAUCCUGCUGGCCCCAGGCCAUGUCACCCAGUCUGCACCCAAAGACCCGGUCCUGACAGCCGGGUGGGUGAGGCCGGGACACAGGCAACCAGCCUUGCUGCCUGUGAGCCCCCCUCAGGCCCCAGCGCUUCGGUCCUGAACUCACACUGGUGCACAGCGCUGCCCCCGAGCAGGGGGUUUCGGAUGUUCAUUUAUGGCAGCCCUCCCCAGAGAUGCACUUGGGCCCUUCGCAUGGGGCUGCAGCUGCUGGGGCAAGGCCAGGCCUGUGGGUGGGACAUGCUGGGGGGGUGUUUGACCCUUUGUGCCCGCUGGCCAUGCCACCUCCCACUGGGGCUGGUAGCCCUUCUGCCCUGCUCCCCUCCGGCUGCCCCACCUCCCAGUGCCCACCCGUGGGGUAACACCAUACCCCCCAGGGCCCCUCCUGGCUGUGACUUGCCAGCCCCCCAGAGGAUCCAGCCACUACUGACCCCCUGAGCAGCAGCUGCAACUGGGUCCGUGCCAGAACACUGGGCGCUGGAGCCAGGUGUGGUGCCCACCCCCACGCCCCCACAGCAUAGGCCCAGGGCAGGAAGGGUCUCAUUUCACCCAGUGGGGGCCCUCUGCAUAGCCCCCCCUCCCCAGGCUGCCCAGUCGUGGGGUGGGGUCUGGCUCACCCAGGGCUCGAGUUCAGUCUGUAACUGUAUGAUAAGGAAUAAACGUUAAUUUAAAGGCU